ACCACAUCAAUGUAAGGGAGUCGGACGGCAAAAUUCUUUGUCUGUCAGUAUUCCGUGAUCAAACAGUGUACAUAUCAGGCUGUUUUAAUUUAUUUAAGUAAGUAACGUGGGCAUUGAAAAUGGAGAUUACAUAUAACUACUUGCCGAGAAUUGAAGCUACGUCGCUGGUUUCCAGAGUAGUAAAUACCUAAGAGCAAGCUGGAGCCUACCGUUUAACUUCUGCCUACCAAAAGAGGCCUGAUGCACCAGCGGUGAUCGUGGUGUAAACGUUAUUCCUGGGGAGGGUGCUGCAGCAUUCACCUUCUGCCAUCUGUUAGGAGUAUAGUUGUACAACACUCGUCAUUGUCUUGGCAUGAGUUGUGAUCAAGAAUCUGAACAGAAACCUCAUAGUAUACCCAAGUGCUGCUCUGAAAUUCAUUACAGAUGCUGCUCACCUGGCUGGAAGGGACAGUCUGUCAGUGUAGGUAUGAAGAUUCACCAAUUGGCAUCUUGCUGGAAAGGACAAUCCGACUAUGUUACUAAGUGCUUCUCUCACAAACAGUUGCCUACAACAAAUUUUCUCAUUAGUUGUGAUAUGCAGUUGGAUGACUUUCAUUGUGGAGAACAGGAAAUGUCCCUCAUUAUUCCAAAUCCUAUGACUUACAAACUCGGUGCUUCUCCAGUUUUAGUACACCUUCAGAACUACUUUCAGAAAACCUGAUGUACCAGCAAUGAUAGUGGUGUGAACCUUAUUCCUGGGGAGUGUGCUGCAGUGUUUACAGUGCACCGUCUGUUCGAAGUAGUUCUAGAACGCUCGUCAUCAUCUUGGCUUAAGUCGUGAUUAAGAGUUUGAACAUAACCUCAUAGUUUACCUAUGCGCCGCUCUGGAAUUCAUUACAGCAUGGAUAUUGGUAAGCCCAAGACUUAAAUCAUGGAUGCGAAAGACAUCCCCCUAGAGGCCAACAGCAUCUGAAAUUCUUAGGUCCAAGUACUGACUUAGCCCCAACAUUUCUAACCAUGGACGCGAAAGACAACCCCUAGAUGUCAACAGCACCAAGUGUUCCCAUGAGGUCACCCAUCCAAGUAAUGCCCAAUCAUUGCUAAACUUUGCUGGCCAAUGGCUGUUAUGCCCACAGUCCGUAAAGACAGAGCCAACAGUGUCGAGAUUGAAGGACUAACCUGACCGUCUUUAAUCGACCAAUUCUUUCAAACGUCGAGGCAUCAAGACAUGCCCUGGCCAUGGCAACGUUUUCGAGCAGGAAUACGAAGGAAUGAAGAAACAUCCACAUACUUGACCAUCACACAGGCUAAGUAAAAGAAAUUCCAAGUCUAUGUCCAUAGAGAGGGGGCAAAAACAACCAGUGUUGUAUCUCAGUUGUGCAGUAAUUGUAGACAGCAGUGGAACAUCCAUUUGAAAGUACAAUGCCUGCACAGACAUGACCAUUUGCACAGACAUUUUCAUCUUGUAGAGUGAAUCUUGGCUAAGGAUAAUCAGAAAACUGCAUUAACAUAAAAAAAAAAUAAAAAAUCACGGCCAUGCAAUAUUUAGACAAAAGCAAGGCUACAUCUGCCUAACCCAGGCAACUCAUACAAUAUGAAGCAAAAAAACUAGGUCGUGCAACAACAUUGCACAGCUAUGAAUUCUUCCUUCCAUGUAAAGUGAAUCUUCAGCUUGGAUGUUUGGAAACUGCAGCGCCAUUGCUGAAAAGGGCAACCAGGAACUGUUCUUGAAGGAAAAAGCACUGAAGAGAAGUCCUAGUAUGUUAAGAACUACUCUGACACUUCAGAAACACUUGUCUGUGUUCCGAAGGGCAAUGAAAGGAAGGGGAAAGACUACAAUCUGUGCAAGAGCAGCACCACUGACAGCAGACACAUGGUGAGGGAGGUACAUCUGGGGAACCCGUGUCCAUGGUCUACAGCAAAGAUGAAGGAGAAGGCUCAACUUCUGCAAACCCAACAUCAAAGGAGAAGGCUCAACUAAUACAAAUCCAACGUCGAAGGAGAAGGCUCGACUAAUGCAAAUCUAACAUCGAAGGAGAAGGCUCGACUUCUGGAAAUCCAACAUCGAAAUCUGGGAGGGGGAAGAAGUAGCUCUUGAAGUUAUGAACCACGGCAACGAAGUGUGCACACACCCAAACCAAAAUGCAUGGCUGAACGUGGCUCGUUGGGCGCAGCUCCAAUGGUGGGUCGUCUUCCUCCAAUCACAAUGUAUUCUUCCAUCCAAUAUCUCUAGAAGGGAAGAAAGGUGGAGAAACUGCGAUACAUCAUACGACGAAGAAAAAAGUAUGGGGGGGGGUGAAGGAACUUCAUCAAGGAAAGCUUCCCAAGACUUCUCUUCCUUCAAUACAGGAACGAGAGGGGAGGCAGAGUAGAAAUGCCCGAUCCCUCUCCCCCCACACUCCCAAGAGGGAGCAAGAACCAGCGACAGGAAUCAUAGACAGAACUGCUACUGGUCUUGGAGACGACUUGUCGAAAUCAGAAACUGUCUAAAGGACCUGCAACAUCAACCUCAGCUUCUUGCUCGUGAUGAGAGGGGGGAUCCAUGCUGGAAGGUCUCAUAUGACAGUUACAAAACCACCACACUGAAGCAAAAGAACCCUCCUAUAUCUCAAUGUUUCUCAAUCUCUACUUUAUCUGAAAAGACUAAAACAUUACAACGUUCCAAGUUAUUGUGUAAUCGUAAGAAAAACUUGGCUUGUUCAGUGAGAAAACACUUCAGAACAAACAGAAAAAGGAUGUAAAAUAAGGAUUUUUGAUAUAAUGACGUUGAGAAAUGUCCAAAAAUAGAACAGUUGGUGCCCGUAUCCCUUAGCACUUAUGCCUAAAGUUAUAUAUAUAUACGUAUAUAUAUAACUGUUGAGCUAUAUGAUGGUUUCCCUUCUGAACUCCUACAUCCACAGAAUGGACUAUACCUCAAGUUAUAUAUAAAGCUGUUGAGCUAUAUGAUGGUUUCCCUUCCAAAAUCCUACAUCCACAGAAUGGUCCAUUUCUUUUGGAGAUUUCAAUUACUUACGAAGGAUUCAGGACCCUACAGCAGCCUGAAUGAAAAGUAAGGAUACCCACAAUGUCAAUAAUGCUAAAAACUUGCAAAUGUUUUGGCAAAUACACAAAUAUCCUAGUGCAAUUUCCUUUAUCUAUUCUUUACUCAUUAUCUUAUUACUACCAAUUAUUAAUCCAUUUCACUGAGCAGGAAGAAGCAAACUGGCAAUGAACUCAAAAAGUAAACGUGUCGUAUAGAAACCAUGAGCAUUAAAAUGGAUAUUAUCACUUUAAGUAGUUUAACUUGAGUCAUCAUUCUGAUAAAAAAGCAGUAGUUUAACUUGAGUCACCAGUCUGGUCAAAAAAUGACAAUUUGUCCAAAAUUGCAUUUUUCCUAACUAUACAAACCUGAGGUCCUUUUACAAUAGGAAGGUACUAGCGGCAGCUGGAUAGGUCGUAAGCUUUCGAACAAGGGGUUCGGUAGUUAACUGCUUGUCCGACAGGCGCGCGCGCGCGACUGGGAGGUAAACAAAUCACUUUUGCUUUUGGCCCAAGCAAAAACUGCAGAGUGAGGGGUGGCAUGAGGUGGGACUAUGUGUA
Macrobrachium nipponense is the source of this 3558-nucleotide messenger RNA. RefSeq lists its product as uncharacterized. The record is from RefSeq and is a predicted model, not a curated record. The coding region runs from base 353 to 700 and encodes 115 amino acids. The transcript is spliced from 7 exons. NCBI's taxonomy places the organism in Eukaryota, Metazoa, Arthropoda, Malacostraca, Decapoda, Palaemonidae.